AUGCCCACCGCCAAAUUAUUCAUCUCUCUCCUCUGUUUCUCUCUCCUCACUCUCUCCGUCACCGCCCGCCCCUACGUCCUCGUCCUCUCCCAAGAAGACUUCAAAGACGAACCCCCUUCCGAUCCCGAUUCCUCCCCCGAGUGGGACGAGUUCGGCGACUCCGACUCUCACAAAUCCGAAGAGGAUCUCGACCCUGGAUCAUGGCGCCAAAUCUUCGAACCAACCUCCACCCAACCGCAACCUCAACCUCAAUCCGAUACGGAGGCUCUCUACUACUCCGCCGUGACCAAGCUUAUGACAGGAGACGCGAGGCUAAUCGAAGAAGGCUCUGGUGAGAUUGAGACGGCUGCAGAGUCUGGUUACCCGGCGGCACAAUCAGUGUUAGGGUUUUUGUGGGGAAUGGGGCUUUUGAGAGAGAGGAGUAAACAGAAAGCAUUUGUUUAUCAUCAUUUUGCUUCAGAUGGUGGCAAUAUGCAAUCCAAAAUGGCUCUUGCUUAUACCUACACUCGUCAAGAUAUGUUUGAUAAAUCGGUUAAGCUUUAUGCUGAAUUAGCAGAAGUGGCUGUCAAUGGUUUUCUCAUUUCCAAAGAUUCUCCCGUCAUUGAACCUAUUAGGCUACACAAUGGAGCUGAAGAGAACAAAGAGGCACUUAGAAAAUCUAAAGGGGAAGAGGAUGAGGAUUUUCAGAUUCUCGAGUAUCAGGCACAGAAAGGGAAUGCUGCUGCUAUGUACAAAGUGGGACUCUUUUACUACUUUGGGCUACGUGGAUUGAGGCGUGACCAUUCUAAGGCACUUUCGUGGUUCUUGAAGGCAGUGGAGAAGGGAGAGCCUCGCUCCAUGGAGCUUCUCGGAGAGAUAUAUGCCAGGGGAGCCGGUGUUGAGAGGAACUAUACAAAAGCCUUUGAAUGGCUUACUCUAGCAUCUAAGCAUCACCUCUACUCUGCUUAUAAUGGGAUUGGUUAUUUGUAUGUCAAAGGCUAUGGAGUCGACAGCAAAAAUUACACUAAAGCAAAAGAGUAUUUUGAAAAGGCUGCUGAAAAUGACGAGGUUGGUGGCCAUUAUAACCUAGGUGUCAUGUUUCUCAAGGGGAUUGGAGUGAAAAGAGAUGUGCGGUUGGCAUGUAAAUAUUUUAUAGUGGCUGCCAACAAUGCUAUUGGAGCUGUUUCUUCACCUCGUUUGGGAAUUGGAGCUAUGAAGAAGAGUACGCUUGCGUCUCGGAAAUCUGGUACCGGUACCGGAACUGGAACUGGCAGUUUUCCAAGUCCUGGAACUCCGAACUAUCGUCACUGUCAAGGUGGUGUUGCAAUGCAGAAGGGUUGGAGUUCUGAGAGAGUUCCUUUGAGUGGGGUCCGCAAGCAAGUUGGUAAUGGUCCGGCUGCAUUGUGUUUAAGCAAUGGGAGAACGUUGCCGUCUAAGUGGGAAGAUGCUGAGAGGUGGAUUUUGAGUCCUGUUUCGGGGGAUACAGCUGGAAGGGCUUUGGUUCCACAGCCACUGAGGAGGCCAAAGUCGAAGAGUGGUCCUCUUGGUCCACCUGGUGUUGCGUCGUUGUAUUCACCUGCAGGUCAUUAUUUUGAUGGAGGGGGUUUUAUGUCAGCUUCACCUUUUUCUGCUGCUGUUAAUGCUUCAUCUGUUGGGUUUACAAAUAGUUCUGGGGGCAAUGGUGGAGUGCUUCCUGCACGGACGGAUCCUUGUAUGGCUCGCUCAGUUAGUGUACAUGGCUGCUCUCAGAUGCAGGGCCAGUCGUCAGUUCCUGCCCGAGAGGAAAAGUUCGAUAGUUUCAAGGAUGCAGGCACCAAUGUAUCUCCUGCUGUUUCAAGGAGGGACAUGGCUACCCAGAUGAGCCCAGAGGGAAGUUCAUGCUCCACUCCCAAUAGGAGGACUUCUUUCUCUGCUUCCACACCCCCUGCCAUGCCUGUCACUGAGUUGCAGAGUGCCUCUCUCUCUAAAAUGGAUAUCAGGGAUGUGCAGGUAGAUGAACGUGUAACAAUGACAAGGUGGUCCAAGAAACACAGGGCUUUAUUCAUUGGUAGAGGUUCAGAGAGUGUCGACAGCUGGAAAAAGAAAGAAACAAGCACUCGAUCUACAUCUUGGGAAAUUUCUGAAAGCUCAAAGACUAUUUCAAAGGCUAAAAGGGAGGAAGCCAAAAUCACUGCAUGGGAGAACUUGCAAAAGGCGAAAGCUGAGGCAGCAAUACGGAAACUUGAGAUGAAGUUAGAAAAGAAGCGAGCAUCUUCCAUGGACAAGAUUAUGAACAAACUGAGAUCCGCUCAGAAAAAGGCUCAAGAAAUGAGGGGUUCAGUUCUAGACAACCAGACACAUCUAGUUGCCAGAACUUCUCACAAGGUUAUGUCAUUUCGGAGAGCCAGCCAGAUGGGUUCUUUGGUGUUUUGUUUAGAGAAUUUGAUUGUAUGUUUUUGGAUUUGGAUUGAAGUACUCAUAGAUGGGCAUCUACAAAUUUGGCUAUGCAAACGCCCUCUUAAUAUUCUAUAUGUUAUGAUAUUUGGAAACAAUAGGAUUUGGUAA
Messenger RNA from Vicia faba (fava bean), 2523 nucleotides. The record is from the annotation of a GenBank genome assembly. Lineage: Eukaryota; Viridiplantae; Streptophyta; Magnoliopsida; Fabales; Fabaceae.